This is a messenger RNA of Dentiscutata erythropus, 237 nucleotides long. Lineage: Eukaryota; Fungi; Glomeromycota; Glomeromycetes; Diversisporales; Gigasporaceae. The record is from the annotation of a GenBank genome assembly.
AAAUGUUCGAGUCUUAACGUUGAUGGUUGUCGACCUUUUCCAUCUGAUGAUUAUGAUGAUUGUACUGAAGAAGGAUUUUGUGAAGAGUGGAGUGCCGCUAAAACGGACAUGAUAUUUGCAUGUAUCGUUGGUGUUGUAACAUUUUUUUAUUUACUCUAUGUAUUAUUAAUUGGUGGUAGAAAUCUCAAACAAACCGGAUGGAAAUAUAUUUCUGGUGCUAUUUUUAUUACAUGUUAG